Blastomyces dermatitidis ER-3 is the source of this 1516-nucleotide messenger RNA. Its product is annotated as 50S ribosomal protein L37a. Gene Ontology annotation, cellular component: ribosome. Bases 461 to 907 code for a protein of 148 amino acids. The record is from RefSeq and is a predicted model, not a curated record. Gene Ontology annotation, biological process: translation. NCBI's taxonomy places the organism in Eukaryota, Fungi, Ascomycota, Eurotiomycetes, Onygenales, Ajellomycetaceae. Gene Ontology annotation, molecular function: structural constituent of ribosome. The transcript has 4 exons.
CGGUGAUGGGGCAUCCAUGACCAUAGAGUUGAGCUCAUUGGUGUACGUGCCAUAUAUUUUCAUCAAGACGAAAUUGGAAUAAUUCAGGUUUAGGUUGGAACCCUGAUUCUGAUUUUCCCAAUGUCAUAAAGAGUGAAGGAUCCAAGGAAUAUUUUGAUAUGAUGCAAAUUUGAUCGAUUUCUUUUCUAGAACAUGAAAUAUCCCGGUUUCUUUCAGCGUAAAAUUAACUAGUGUUCCGUUGGGGGAGCAAAAAUUCCGUUCGGGGGACUGUUGCAAGAAUGAGAUAGUUAACUUGUGUAUGGAUAAUCCAGCAAAUAUCAUCCAUUUGCAUCCCAGGUGCGCAAAUUUGAGCUACAAAUUGUUGUGGAAUUAAAUAAUGACAGAUCUAGUUAAUGGGUCGGGAUGAAAAUAAUCUCAAAGUCAAAAAAUCCGCACUUGGUCAAACUAUAAAGCUCACGUGAUGGCAAUUCACGUGAUGUUGCGUCCGCUCAAACCACCGCGCCAAGUCUCGAAUUUUGACCUAAGCGAGCCCACAAUCUUCAACGACGGCCAACACGCAACAGUCCGAUUUUUGCAGCUUCACACUUCCACCUCUCCUUGCCCGCAUCUACACAUCCAGCGUGACAAGAUGACGAAGCGCACCAAGAAGGUCGGUGUCACCGGUAAAUAUGGUACCAGAUACGGUGCCUCGCUCCGAAAGCAAGUGAAGAAGAUGGAAGUCUCCCAGCACGCCCGAUACGUCUGCACUUUCUGCGGCAAGAACAGUGUAAAGCGCAAGGCUGUUGGCAUCUGGGAGUGCCGAUCGUGCUCAAAGGUCGUUGCUGGCGGUGCUUGGACUGUCUCGACUCCUGCCGCAGCCACCACCCGAUCGACCAUCCGUCGUCUCCGAGAAAUUGCGGAGGUUUAAAGAUGAUUUAAGGAUGGGAGUUUUGAGCUGUCUUUUUAUUUUUUCUUUCUGCGUCUUUUAAUGUUUCUACUUUUUUUUUUCUCGAAUGAAAUGAACGGAAAUUUGGGAGGAUGCAAUUGAGCAAAUGAAAAAGAAAUCUCAAUUGGAGUUUCACCUCUUUUAUCCUUUCCAUUUGUUUUAGCUGCCCGUACAUGAUGAGAAACAAGAGGACAAUGUCUGGGGAUAAAUAGACACUCCGUGCCGUGGGAUCCUCGAUUCGAUAGUUCCUCCCCAACUACUGCGAUCGAAACCUUCUUCCAACCAAGUAGAGAGAGAGAAAAGACAAAUCGAAAAUACCAUUUCUUUCCACGACCAGGCCAUAAUUCGUCGUUGGUCAAUUUCUCUUUCCCAUGGCCCAUGCAGCUGGCGAGAAUGGUUCAGACGCUUGUUCAUGCUCAAUUAUCAAUGAACGUUAUCAAUGAUCGAGGAGAGUAUUGCCUAGGCUUGCUACUAACUACUUUAGAAACUACGCAUCUAGCACAACCAAUAAGAAGUGCUGCUCUACCUUUUCGAGGCUCACCAAACUCUAGCCAAACUAAUUAUGUUGCACCGCCGCUAACUAACGGAGUC